AUGAAAACAAUUAUUGCAGCCUGUUCCCAAAAUCUUAGUGGCAGCCGCGCCAGCGUCCAGACCGCCCUGCGCACCCUGCUCGCAGCACCCUGGCCCUCGCAGCGGGACCUCCGCUCCUGGCUCCAGCUCCUCUCCGUCCUGCAGUGGGUGCUCAGCUUCCUGCUGCUGGGAACCGUCAGCCUGCUGCUCCUCAUCUACCUGGUGUUCACCAGCUUCUGGCCCAUCUCCGCGCUCUACCUGGCCUGGAUCAUCUUCGACUGGGACACGCCGGAGAAAGGUGGCAGGAGGCUGCCGUGCCUGCGGCGAUGGCCCGUGUGGAGGCACUUUCGGGAUUAUUUCCCCGUGAAGCUGGUGAAGACGCAUGACCUGUCCCCCAGCCACAACUACAUCAUCGGCUCCCACCCCCACGGCAUCCUCUGCGUCGGCGCCUUCUGCAACUUCAUCACGGGCUCGACGGGCUUCGGGGAGAUGUUCCCGGGCAUCCGGCCCUUCCUCACCACCCUGGCCGGCAACUUCCGUCUGCCCAUCUUCAGGGAGUACCUGAUGAGCGGGGGCCUGUGCCCGGUGACACGCCGUGCCAUCGGGUACCUGCUAUCCAAGAACGGCACAGGCAACGCGGUGGCCAUCGUCAUCGGCGGCGCGGCCGAGUCGCUCUCCUGCCGUCCCGGCGUCACCACGCUUAUCCUGAAGAACCGCAAGGGUUUUGUCCGCAUGGCCCUGCAGCACGGGGCCUACCUUGUCCCCUCCUUCUCCUUUGGGGAGAACGACCUCUUCCGCCAAGUGGUCUUUGAGGAGGGCAGCUGGAUGAGGAGCAUCCAGCAGCGCUUCCAGAAGAUGAUGGGCUUUGCUCCCUGUGUCUUCUAUGGCCGGGGUCUCACCUCUGUCCAGUCCCGGGGCUUCCUCCCCUAUGCCAGACCCAUCACCACCGUGGUGGGGGAGCCAGUGACAGUGCCUAAGAUCGAGGACCCGAGCUGCGAGACAGUGGACAUGUACCACGAGAUGUACGUCCGCUCCCUGCUCAAGCUCUUCAAUGAGAACAAGACCAAGUACGGGCUGUCGGAGACGGACGAGCUGCAUAUCCUCUGA
This is a messenger RNA of Gymnogyps californianus (California condor), 1086 nucleotides long. Its product is annotated as diacylglycerol O-acyltransferase 2-like. The transcript is spliced from 8 exons. Gene Ontology annotation, cellular component: endoplasmic reticulum membrane. Gene Ontology annotation, biological process: lipid metabolic process. Bases 1 to 1086 code for a protein of 361 amino acids. Lineage: Eukaryota; Metazoa; Chordata; Aves; Accipitriformes; Cathartidae. The record is from RefSeq and is a predicted model, not a curated record.